AUGAUCAGUCCAGCGCGGCCGUUUGCCACGCUUCGACAUGUUCAAAAAGAUGCGGUGCAGCCGACGCUUUUUCACUACAACAGCGCGCUCUCCAGCUGCAAGGAGAGCAGCGACUGGGGAGCUGCGCUCUCGCUCCUGACCACGCUUGGUGCUGUGGGCCUUGGACCCAGCAGUGCUUCCUUUACGGCUGCUAUUCGAGCAGUAGCACAGACCCGUCGACUAUGGGAAGUUGGCCUCACCUUGCUUUGCGACCUGCAUGUUUGGAUGCUUCAGAGCAAUCAGAUCACGAACAGCGCAGCCUUGACUGCGGCUGGAAGAUCAACUGCCUGGCAAGCUGCAGUUGGGAUCUUUAGCAGGAUGCAGCUGCAAGAGCUCUGCCAGGAUGUCGUCUCUCACACCGCGGCCCUUGCGGCGUGCGAGCCUUCAGGCCGCUGGCAGCUGAUGCUGGAGUUAUUUGCAAAAAUGCCAGUUGUGGAUGUUGUGGCCUGCGGGGCGGCUGUGAGUGCCUGCGCCAAGGCUGCUUCCUGGCAAGAGGCGCUCUUGCUCCUUGUGAGCAUGCCAAAGCAGCGGUUGUGGCCAAACACAAUUUGUUUCAAUGCUACCAUCUCUGCCUGCGAGCGGAGUGGGCAUUGGGAGCUGGCGCUUUUUCUGCUGAAUGAGAUGGACCUCCAGGCCUUGCAGCCCGAUGCGGUCAGUGUGUCUGCUGCCAUCAGUGCGUGUGGACGUGGGCUUGAGUGGCAGGCUGCGAUGUGGCUGUUAGCAACCUUGCCGUCAAUGCACCUGCAACGGACAACGAUCAGCUUCAACGCCACCAUGAGUGCCUGCGAGAAGGCGAAACAUUGGCAACAUGUCACACAGCUGACGGACGACUUCGUCAGCCAUGGUUUCCUGCCAGAUACUGUGACCCGUGGAGUGAUUGGACUGGCUUGUGACCAUGCAGAGCAGUGGCAAAGAUCCCUGCUGCUGAGCCCCAGCAAAGGACCGGUGUCCAAAGAUGGGCUUCAAACUUUGGCCCGAAGGCUAAGUUGGUCCGAAGACGAGCGGGCAGAGGUGCGUGCUUGGCUGCAACCGGAGCAACUAAAAGAGGUCUCUCCAGACGAAUUGGUGCUAUUGGUGUGGUGUGCUGCUUCACUCGGAUGGUCGGAGGAGAACAUUAUCCACAGAACGCGGAAAAAGCUGCUCCAGUGCCUGCAGUCCAGACUUCUGUCGUGGCGUGAAACUUCGCGUUUGGCUUGGUCUUUGGCCAACCUGGAGGUGAACGAUGCCGUUUUGUUGGAUACCUUGCAGGAGGACUUAAUCCAACAGAUGGACCGCUUCGAGUCCGCACAGCACAGCGGCGUUCUUUUGGACUUUGCCUCCUCUGCUCUGACGACGUCAUGGGCAUGCAGCUUCCUCAAAAGCUUACGCAGAAGGACGCUGGGCAAAGUGUCAGAAUUCUUGGCGCAGUCAGCUUUGCUUCUUGACAGGCAGCCUGUGCCUAACUUGGCCUACGACCUCUUUUCUGACAAGACUCUGAUCCACCUCGAGUUGGAAGAUCUGCUUGUGAUAAGCAAACCUCCUCAUUGGCAAGUGGAUUCAAACACGGAUAGAAACAGUGAAGCAUCCUUGGGAGACUUCCUGAAGGGAAUCUUUCCUGUUCGUCGCUGGCCAGUGUUCCGCGACACGGCAAAUGCCAAAGGCUUUUUACACCGUUUGGAUGUGCCCAGUUCGGGCUUGAUCCUUGUGGCCAAAACGUACAGCGCGUACUUCGACUUGCGUCUUCAACUUCAGACAGGCCAGAUGCACCGAGAGUACUUGGUGCUUUCCCAUGGCUGGCUCCCGCCUCGCGGUGCCGUGGUGGCGCGGGUGCAUGCUUUGAAGGGGGGCCGAAGUGACCAGAGCUCUGUGACACGCAGGGGCAGGGUGGCCAUCACCAGGCUGAAAGUCUUGAGCUACUGCAUGCUGAGCGGCGCGGUGUCUUUGGUGGCAGUUCGCUUGGUGACAGGGCGAAUGCAUCAAAUCCGCUUGCACCUGUCUCAUAUCGGCCACCCGACGGUCACGGAUGGCAAAUAUGCAGCCACCGAGACCAAGCUGCGGGAUGAGCAACGGUGCUCGAGAAACUUUCUGCAUCGGUACCGCUUGACCUUCGCAGUUGCAGGCCAGCCUUAUUCGGCUUCAUCGCCUCUGCCUGGAGACCUGAUGGCUGUGUUGCAGCGAUGCACUGCGAGUGGUCCAGCCUUGGCUGCUUCUGCGGCUGCAAUGCGAGAGUGGAGUAGUGGCGCUUGCGAAUCGUGGGGGCAAUGUCGAUCAAUUGAACAGAAAAAGGUUUUCUCGGAUGCCUCCGAUACCUCGAAGCAAUUCUCAGGCCGAUAUUCAAAAGCCGGCCACCCCAGCGCCACGGUUAACAACCGGUAUGAGAGAGAAGUUGGCCCUGGAUCGUUUGAGAGCCACGCCAUUUGCAGUGGUUGCGGCAGAGCCCAUGCCCGAAUCAACGCUGCGGAGCAGCUUCACGCUAAAGGACUGCUGCUUGAACAGCUUGAAUGGUCUAAGGAGCUUGAGUCGGCCUUUGAUGUGCAGUUAGCAGAGCUUUUGGUCAAGUUGGAGACCUGGGCCGACAGGGUCGCAGCACCCUCUGCCCCUCGGUUCUUGGUCUCCAAGAGGAGCGGGCAGUCGAAGCUUUGCGACGAAGCUUUGCCAGAGCCGAGCCUGAUGCAUCACAAGAACAAAAGCUAUGACGAGGCCAGGUUAACCCAUGUCCAGGUGGUUGAAGCUACCCAAGGGCUUGGGAAGUUCAAUGAGGAUGAGCGAGAUGCUAUCAAGGACACCAGUCUUUGGCAGAGCCUGCGCCAAUGGUCACGAGAGUUGAUGGGGUCAAUGCCGGCAAGCCUUUUCUUCGCAGGGUUGAUUGUCACGAACAGCAUUUUUCUUGGAGUCCAGUUGGAGAUGCAGGCAGCGUCUGAGAACAUUUUCGUUGAAGACACGUUCUUUUUGGCUUUGAAUGUGGUCUAUGCCGUGCUAUUCACCAUGGAAGUCAUGCUGAGGCUUUUAGGCAGCGGGUGCAGUAUGUUUAUUUGGUCAUCCCAUGACUGGGCCUGGAAUUGUUUGGACUUGUUUGUGGUUGUGUCUUCCUGGGUGGAGCUUCUUCUGCACAGUCUUGAAGGGAAUUCAUCCAUCAGCGGAAACCGCAACCUUCGUAUGCUCCGGCUCCUUCGCUUCGGCCGAUUGGUGCGUGUGGUUCGGGUGGUGCGAGUGGCCCGCCUCUUCCGAUCCCUGCGAACGUUGAUCAACUCCCUAGUAGGGACCUUGAAGUCGUUGUUUUGGUCCCUCUUGCUCCUGGCGCUCAUUAUGUAUAUGUUCGGCAUAAUGUUCACGGACGCAGUUUUGGAUCAUCGGAACUCUCUUGGCUUCACUGACGCUGGAAGCGACUUGUCCCUGCGUUUUGGAAGUCUGUACUUAUCCAUCGAGACGCUCUUCCGUGCCAUCUCAAAUGGCUUGACCUGGGGGGAGGCAGCUGAUGCCUUAGCAAGAAUGGACCACGGCAUGUUCUGGUGUUCGCUCUUCCACUUCUACGUGGCAUUUUGCAGUUUUGCGGUGUUGAAUGUGAUGACAGGAACCUUUUGCAAUGCUGCCAUCAAAGCUGCAGAGCGUGACCAUGACAUGCUGGUCCUUUCAUUGGUGCAAACGCGGCAAGAGCUGCGGGAGCAAGUGGCGACCCUCUUCCACAAGAUUGACCAGCGUGGAGUUGGACAGGUGACCAUCGAUGAUUUUGAACAGCACUUCAGUGACGACGUGGUGAUUGCUUUCUUUGAAUCCUUGGAGAUUGGUGCCAUGGAUGCAUGGACCCUGUUCUUGAGCUUGGAUGUCGAUGGUGACCACACGAUUAGCGUCGAUGAAUUUACCGAGAGAUGCCUGCAGCUGCAUGGUCCAGCAAGAUCUGCUGAUAUAUUUGCACUACGUCAGAACACUGACAAGCUGGCGGACUAUUUGAUCAAGGUUGAAGGUCGACAGCUGCAACUCCACCAGCGCUUCAACGAGCUCCUGCGCACCAUGAGCAGUGUCGGGUAUCUCACAGAACCUGUGAAGGAGGCAGAGCUAUAA
Messenger RNA from Durusdinium trenchii, 4077 nucleotides. The record is from the annotation of a GenBank genome assembly. NCBI's taxonomy places the organism in Eukaryota, Dinophyceae, Suessiales, Symbiodiniaceae.